ACAGAAACAUUUAACGUUACGGUGUAGUUCCGCGUUUGAAGCUAGCAACACAGCUACACGCUGUGCAGACUCAGUGAAGGAGAAGUUUAACCGCUAAUAACAUGCUAAAAACGCGAUAUUUUAACUAAUGGCGGCGUAAAGACUUUAAAGGGAAGAUAAAACAACCGUUAAAAGAAGCCGUGAAGACGACAGCAAUGAGCAGCAGCCCUCCGUCGGUGCAGAUGGACGAGGUGAGGAGGAAAGCCCAGUCCCUCCUCUCCACCUCAGGUGUGGCCCAGAACGUGAAGACCGAGGUCCAGACCAUGGCUGGCAUCGCCUUGCCUCUGUCGGAGAAGUACCGCCACCUGGCAGCAGAGGCGAUGCUGAGGGAGAACACGGCGAGCCGCAACAAGCAGGAGGUCCUGGAGUCUUUGAGCAGACUGGUCAAGGCCUUGAGUAUCCUGGAGAAGUACGGCUGUAACCUGACCUGCCCCGCCAGGCCCAGGUAUUGGAGGAGCGUCAAGCACAACAACCCCGUCUUCAGAACCACGGUGGACGCCAUCAAGGGAGGGCGCACAGUCCUCUAUCUCUACGGUUACACCAAUCAGCAGAUAGACGGCCUCAGCUUCCCGGAUGACGUCAGCGAACCGGACACUGAAAAAGUUGCGGCGGUGACGCUGGAGGUCAUGACCUUACGCACCGAGGUGGACAUGAUCGUGAAGGGAACCCAUCCUCACCUAGAAAACUUCAAAGAUAUCAUCCCAUUUAUCACGCCGCAGGAGCCGGUGGCGAGCGACUCUGUGGUGAUUCUGCCCGUAGAGGAGCAGCACGGAGACAAACCCCAGGUCCUGUCUCCUUCACCUAAACCUGCUCCGAGCCUCGUCGGAGAGCCGCUGAAACCGACGACAGUUUCUCCUACAGUGAGUGAGUGUAACCUGUGUGGCAGCUCUUCCUCUCUGGUUUGCCCGUCAUGUGACAAUCGACCUUUCUGCGACGCAUGUGACGACCUCUUCCACCGCCACCCCUCCAGAGCCAAUCACAAGAGAGACAAAUUACAGACGACCAAACAAGAGAGCUGCAGUAUCUGCGGUAUUUCUGCCGUCCACGCCCGCUGCUCCACCUGCGUCCAGAAAUUGUGUCUGAACUGCGACAAGCUCUUCCACUCUCACCCCGACCGCAAAGGACAUAACAGGACGAUUGUAACGCCAGCCAAAACAUCCAGUCCGUCUCUGUCGCCUUGGGAGUGCGCUCACUGCACCACGGUGAACGAGAUGCGAGCUGUCCUCUGCUCCACCUGCGAGCGUCCUCGACUCGCCACGGCCGCCUCCUCUGUUCAGGAAGGCCCAGUGUCGGUUCCUUCAUCGCCGAACACAGAGUGGCAGUGUAAGAGCUGCACAGUUGUGAACCAAGGCAGCAGCAUCCUCUGCGAAGUGUGUGAGCGCCCUCGUCUGGCCACUCGCCCGCCCGUCGCCCCAGCGUUGUCCAGCCCGGGAUCGCUGUCCGACGCCGGGACAAAGUGGACCUGUCAGUUCUGCACCUUCGUGAACACCAAGCCCACGCUGGUGUGCGAGAUGUGCAACCUGUCGUGUAAAGACUCCCCGGGCGAUUCCCUGCCCCAGUCUCUUCAGCAGACUCUGUCCGUCACCAAGGACCAGCCUCAGCUGAGCGCGAGGCCCCAGCCGAAGCCCAGAGCCAACCUGGAGCUGAAGAGACAGAAGACGAUGAAGGAGGACGGGCUCAGCCUCAUCCACCAGAUCAGGGAGGCAGAAAAGCGAGGCGUCAGCCCCGAGGAGGUGUUCGCCGCCCUCUGCAUGUGCGGCGGCAGCAGCGUCAACCCCUGCGACUGGCUGACAUCAGAGCUUCCUCACCUGCUGGACGAGAUCUGCGCCAUGGCGGCGUCCGUCCAGCUGAACUACAGAGCCGGGGGGGAUUCUGGGAUACACGCUGAGGUGGAGAGGGAUGGAGAGGAGUCGGAGGAGGGCGGUGGCGGCGGUGGCGGUGGUGAAGACAUGAAGCUGUCCCGGGCCGAGGCCAAGCUGGCGUGGUUAGCGGCGGGGGGAGACACAGAGAGAGCCGUGACGCAGCUGCUCAGAGACCGACAGGUUAAGAUGAGGGAGCUCCACUCUCUGGGGUUCAGGGACGUGGCCCAGUGUGAGGAGGCCCUGCGGCUGAGCGGGGGCGAGGUUAAGGGGGCCCUGUCUUUCCUCCAGCGUCCUCUCCUGGAGUCUUUCCACCAGCGCAUCUGGGCCGAGCAGCCCGAGCCGCCGAUUGAUCCCAAGCACCCGGACAAACAGAGGAUGUGCAGGCGUCUGCUGGCGUUGUACGACCUGCCCAGCUGGGGGCGCUGCGAGCUGGUGCUGUCGCUGCUCCAGGAGCCCGGCGUCACCUACUCCCUGGAGGACGUGGUGCAAGCUGUGAAGGAGUCGCACGACAAAGACUUCAUCAGGCGCCUCCUCAACAACGAGUGCCCCUGCUGUCUGUGCAUCUUCCCCCGCAGCAAGAUGCAGUCCCUGACUUCCUGCCAGUGCUCGGUUUGCCACGAGUGUUUCGGGCAGCACUUCACCAUCGCCGUGAGAGACAAACACAUCCGAGACAUGGUGUGUCCCGUCUGCAGCGAGCCCGACAUCAACGACCCAGAGCAGCUGGACAGUUACUUCUCCACACUGGACAUACAGCUGCGUGACUGCCUGGAGCCUGACGUGUACGAGCUGUUCCAUAAAAAACUGACCGAGCACGCUCUCAUGAAAGACCCAAAGUUCCUGUGGUGCUGUCAUUGCACCUCUGGGUUCAUCAACGAUGGAGACCAGCUGAAGGUCACCUGCCCGUCUUGUCGGAAGAGUUUCUGUGCUCAGUGCAAAAAACCUUGGGAGCCCCAGCACCAGGAUCUGUCCUGUGAGCAGUUCCAGCAGUGGAAGAGGGAGAAUGACCCGGAGUACCAGAGGCAGGGCCUGGCGGGUUACCUGAGAGACAACGGCAUUACUUGUCCUCACUGUCGGUUCCAGUAUGCCCUUACGAAAGGUGGCUGCAUGCACUUCAGCUGCUCCCAGUGCAGGUACCAGUUCUGCAGUGGCUGCAACAACCCUUACCACAAGACGGGAUGUAAGACACCCCAGUGCAAUUAUCCUGGUCUACAUGCCCAUCACCCCCGUGACUGUCUCUUCUAUCUACGAGACUGGGAGCCACCCAGACUCCAGGCCUUGCUGCAGAGGAGCGGUGUGGACUUCAACACAGAUCCUUCUAAUGGAGCUCAAACUGACGCCUGUGGUGUGAUGGAGCAGAAAGACGAAGGAGGUCAGCAGAUCGAUUCACCGUGCGGCAUUCAAACACAACCAGGACAGGCUGGACUCUGCGAGAAGCACUACAGAGAGUACCUGGUCAGUUUGAUCAACGCUCACUCUCUGGACCCUGCUCUGCUCUACGAGCCCAACGAGCUGAUUCGAGCCUGUGAGAGAUACCAGGUGGACACACAGAGAGGAGAGAACGAGGAGGAGAACACCUACCACGCCCGACUGCUGAAGAAACUCAUGGAGGUGCCUCUCGGAGAAAAGGUUCCCCGCAACAAGUAAACACAACCCCUCCAGCCUCAUGAGUCAGUCGAGUCUCCAGCAGACAAUGACGACACCUCUGACUCAGUAUAAACGCUGAUUUACUGCCAAACCACACAAGAAUAAAAUGACUGUUUCCUUGCCUCUGUGAAGCAGCUGUGUGCGAUUUGCACCAACGAAUCCGUUUACAAACAGACUUGUCUGUUUGUUCUCUGCGGCUCGUACAGUUGGAAAUCAACACUUUGUUAUUUCUCUAUGGAUCAUAAAUGAUUAAGAAACUGAUUGUGAAGAGGAGGAACUUUCCAAACAGCUCGACACAGACAGUCAUGUAUGAUCAAAUGUUGGAUUUUAAAAUCAAUGUAGUGACACAGGAUCAAGUUAAAACAUAUUAUUCACUCUAUCAAAGUGUUCAGAUUUUCUUUAUAUAUGACACAUGGAUGAAUAAAAGUCACUUAAAAUGUG
Lates calcarifer (barramundi perch) is the source of this 3986-nucleotide messenger RNA. Its product is annotated as E3 ubiquitin-protein ligase RNF31-like. Gene Ontology annotation, cellular component: LUBAC complex. Gene Ontology annotation, biological process: protein linear polyubiquitination. Lineage: Eukaryota; Metazoa; Chordata; Actinopteri; Centropomidae. The record is from RefSeq and is a predicted model, not a curated record. Gene Ontology annotation, molecular function: zinc ion binding; ubiquitin protein ligase activity; K63-linked polyubiquitin modification-dependent protein binding.